CACUGUUCACGAGCUAGUCGGGCUGCAACAUUUCCUCUUCCGGCAUGGGAGCCUAGCAACUUUACCCAUCACCUUGCCCAAAACCAUCAAAGAAACCACGUUGGGUUUACAGGCUCUUUCCCCUCCCACUCCCCACUCCACUCUCCACGGCGACGCAGGCGAUAGCGGCGGGCCGGGCACUGACGCGUGCGGCGGCGAUCGAUGGACGGCUCUAACCCAGGGAGCGGCGGCGGUGGAGGCUACGAGAUGGACGACGACGGCCGUUGCGAGGUUUGCGCGAUGUGGAGAGACCUAGCUAACCACAAGAGCGACGGCGGGAAGCAGCUCCUCGUCGUGGCCUCCGACGGUUGCAGCGACAGCUUGAAGGUUGGAGGUCACGAGAAGUCUUCCUCCUGUCCUCAAGCAACUUCUGGGAUAUUUGGAGCCGCUCCUCCUUGCGCUCAUCAUUUGUUGAAUGAACACGUGGUGCCUGAUCCUGAACAUUUUCAUACCUCGAAUGACAUUGUCUACACCACGUUACCUGGGUGCUGUCUGACGAAAGCACAAGAUGAGAAAGUACAAGAAAUAGCUCGUAGCAAGAAGCCUGAUAUCCCUCUGCAUGUGGCAGCCAUGAACAAAAGAAAUGUAGACUUGAAGGACUCCUGUGUUCACAUACCGUUGCAACUUGCACUGGGCCAUUUCAAGGACAGAAAAACUAAAUCUACAAUUCAACUCGAAGCUCCUGACAAGAAGAUAUACAGUGUUGGAGCAAGUAAGCUUAAUGAUGAUCAGAUAGUCCUCGAUUCUGAGUGGAAUAGUUUUGUAGCCUCCCACCACAUACAAGAGAAGGACCUCCUUAUUUUCAGAAGCACGGAGAAUAGUCGCCUCGAAGUUCUCAUCAUUGACCCAAGCGGCCAUGAAAAGACCUCUUCAAGUUUUGUCAUGGGAAAUUCCUCCAGUACCAAAGAAACGUCUGGAGAUUCUGUUCACAGUGUUGAUCCACUUCCUCAUGCAGCAGAAAAUUCUUCCAGUACCAAAGAAAUGUCUGGAGAUUCUGUUCACAUUGUUGAUCCACCCCCUCAUGAAGUUAUUGAAUUGAGCAGUUCUGAUGACGAUGACAUCGUGAGAAAAGGCACGAGAGAAUCUUGCAGGGUGCAAAAGUGGGUGACACGUAGUUCUGCGAAAGCUCAGAAGAUGAAUUCAACAUCCUCCCCUUCUACUGAAUCAGGAUACGAAGAUCGCAAGCCGCAUCAUCAAGCACCAGCGAAUCUUGGAGUUGUUUCGGAACCUCGUUCUACCAAUCUUGGGGGGGCUUCCCAGCAGUCAUACAUUUUAGCCCGGGGGGCAACUCUAGCUUUGCAAGUGGAGAGGAAAGUUGAGGAGAAAGUCCAUGCAAUUCGAUCUGAGCUUCCUAUUUAUGUGAAAGUGAUGACCACAUCCAAUGUUUAUCGCAUUGGCAUGAUGCCAUGCAUAAUUGCUUUCUGCGCGGAAUAUGCUUCGGCGGCGCGUCUCCCAGGCAUGAAACAAGCUCUCAUCCUUCAGAUGGAGGGGAAGACGAAGCUGUGGGACGCUACAUUGUGCGUUCUGAGCAACAACGUGAGGCGGAUUCACAAAGGCUGGAAGGAGUUCGCCCUGCAGAAUGGCCUGGAGGUGGACGACAUCUGCCUCUUCAAACUAGCAGAUGGCGACACCAAGAGUCUCAAGAUGAUGGUCUAUGUGAUCCGCAAGUCGGAGAUAGAGCUGUAGCUACGUGUAGCGUUCGGUCUAUCUAUGCUCUGUGUGGCUUUAAUUAACUCUCUUAUACCCUGACAUGGGAUGAGAGAGCUGAGUAGCUGACCGAUGAACAAUUUGUGCCGUUAGACGACUUUCUUUGGGCAAAUACUGGACCAUAUUCUCCUCCUAGACCAUUCUUGACUAUUUCUUGUUGAGACAAAUUUAAUCUUACUGCUGAUUGGGAUUACCUUAGUUCUUGUUGA
Lolium perenne is the source of this 1955-nucleotide messenger RNA. RefSeq names its product B3 domain-containing protein Os03g0620400. The record is from RefSeq and is a predicted model, not a curated record. NCBI's taxonomy places the organism in Eukaryota, Viridiplantae, Streptophyta, Magnoliopsida, Poales, Poaceae. Gene Ontology annotation, molecular function: DNA binding.